Penaeus monodon (black tiger shrimp) is the source of this 1877-nucleotide messenger RNA. Its product is annotated as histone H2A deubiquitinase MYSM1-like. NCBI's taxonomy places the organism in Eukaryota, Metazoa, Arthropoda, Malacostraca, Decapoda, Penaeidae. The record is from RefSeq and is a predicted model, not a curated record. Gene Ontology annotation, molecular function: protein binding.
GAGUGAGCCCGACUUUUUCGACUUCGACUCCGAGGGAGAAUUUGGGCUGUUUGGGGAGGCAGGCGUAGCGCUGCACACAACGGCAACCACGACCCACACAGGCCAACCCACGACCACCAACAGCCACAAAACCCCACCGAGCCUCGUGGGGACGAGCGCCAGCACCACGCAGCAGCACAAUUCGGGGUCCCCGAACGGCAGACGGACCUCCCACAGCCGGAAACGGAAGAGCCACUGGAAUGAGAUCGAGAAGGAUCUGUUUCUCAAGGGCAUGGAACUCUUUGGACUUAACUGGAAUAGAAUCUCAAACUUCAUAGCCACCAAGACUGCAGGACAAGUGCGAAGCUUCCACAAGAAAUGGGCAGAGACUAUGAAUGUAAUUCAAGAAUCAGAGAGCUUGGAGCAUUCCUACGUUUUAAUGCAUGUUGAUCCUGGUUGCAUUACAACAGACCUGGAGGAUCCACUGGGACUCAUUGAGACGGCAACUACGACUGUUACAACCACCCCCUUGUCACCGAAGAGAAGCAGGAAUGCACUCGGAGAAAGUAAGAAGACCCUUGGUAUUGAUGAUGACGCUCAGGAUUUUGAUUCGUCUGUUGAGGUUUUUGUUCCUUCUGUGGGCGAGGAGUGGGUGAUCGAAAGCGAUGGAAUGCAGAACUGCAUGAAGAACGUCGCCAGUUCCCCCAAGAAGUCUCCCGCAGCUCUCCCGUCUCUCAGCUGCCGUUCAAGAUGAAGUCGCCUCAGAGACCGAAGAAGAAAAGUAAAAAACUCAAGCUCACUAUUGGACUAAACGGGGUGAAUCAGGAGGUUGUUAGUAGGCAAGUAAAGUCGCCAACAAAGGAGAGUGAGAGUCUCCCGAAGAAAAGUCCUGCACCAUUCGUGGAGGGUCAGGUUGUUCAUAUAGUGAAAGAUGACAUGGAAGAAAGAAGUCUCCAAGUACCUCAGUGACCCAGCAAGAAAAUACUAAAGAAAUUACCAGUGAGGAAGUAGCGGAAACUGUGGAAUGUAAGAGUUUACAACCGGUGAAAGAAGGCUAUGGUACAGAAAGUAGGAAACAGUUGGUGUUCAACUUUUCACCUCCAGCUCAAGAAUAUGAAAUGGAUAUGAACACCAUUACUGAAGAAGAAAAGAAAGUGCAUUUUGAGUACUUUGACAGCAGAGGUGUCAAGACGCCCGAGAGGUAUUUGAAGAUUCGGAACUACUUGCUGGGUUUUUGGAAGCAAGUGAAACCAAAAUAUGUUAGAAAAACAGCAGUUCGUGCGGGUCUGAAGAACUGUGGUGAUGUAAAUUCCAUUGGGAAAGUGCACGAGUACCUUGAGAAAAUCGGAGCAAUAAAUUUUGGGUGUCCAGAGAGUAAUUAUGGCACUCCUUUAAUUGUUGGAGUGAAACAGAAAGAAAAGGUAGCCAUUCCGAGCAAACCGGUGACCAAAGUAGACAGAUCGGAAGUGACGCGCCAGAAGCAGAAAAAGAAGUGGGACGUUUCCAUGAGUGAAGGAGGAGGCCUUACCAUCAGCCAUGACGAAUCUGGGGCAAUUGUCGACGCCUGUCAUAUCCCUGAGGCUCCUCGGAAUAGGGCCAGUCUGGGAGCUGGGAGGAGUGGAGGCGGCUGAGCAUUUAAGCUCGUCCGCUGUUUGGAACACGACCCAGAUACACCAGCUCCAUUCUCUGUUGUCAUGCAUGCACAUGCGCUUAUUACUCUUGAUAUUCAUGCUCACACUUCCUUAGCAGAAGUAAUGGGUUUGUUAGGUGGAUAUUAUGAUCCGGCCGCCCAUAUGUUGCAUGUGACAGUUGCAGUCCCCACGAAGGCUGUGAGCUCAGGUGUGGAAUGUGACAUGUGUCCUGUGUCGCAGAGUGCGGCCUGCACCGCACAUACAUGA